Molecule: messenger RNA, 2993 nt
Organism: Lynx canadensis (Canada lynx)
Lineage: Eukaryota; Metazoa; Chordata; Mammalia; Carnivora; Felidae
Gene: NAIF1
Product: nuclear apoptosis inducing factor 1
Exons: 3
Coding region: 27-1010 (327 amino acids)
Cellular component (GO): nucleus
Source: RefSeq, a predicted model, not a curated record
UUAAAAAGGGAGGGUGGGGAGAGGCCAUGGCCGUCCCAGCCAAGAAGAGGAAGAUGAACUUCUCUGAGCGAGAGGUGGAAAUCAUCGUAGAGGAGCUGGAACUGAAGAAGCACCUGCUGGUGAACCACUUCAACGCCGGGGUCCCUCUGGCUGCCAAGAGUGCGGCCUGGCACGGCAUCUUAAGACGGGUCAACGCGGUGGCCACCUGCCGCAGGGAGCUGCCUGAGGUCAAGAAGAAGUGGUCUGACCUCAAGACCGAGGUCCGUCGCAAGGUUGCCCAGGUCCGGGCAGCGGUGGAGGGUGGCGAGGCCCCAGGGCCCACUGAGGAGGAUGGAGCCGGUGGGCCUGGGACAGGUGGUGGCAGUGGCGGCGGUGGCCCAGCUGUAGCCCCCGUCCUGCUCACCCCCAUGCAACAGCGCAUCUGCAACCUGCUGGGCGAGGCUACCAUCAUCAGCUUGCCCAGUACCACAGAGAUCCACCCCGUGGCCCUUGGACCCACAGCCACUGCAGCCGCAGCCACGGUCACCCUGACACAGAUCCCCACGGAGACCACCUAUCACACGCUGGAGGAGGGAGUGGUGGAGUACUGUACCGCUGAGGCGCCCCCACCCCUGCCCGCCGAGGCCCCCGUGGAGAUGAUGGCUCAGCACGCUGAUACCUCGGUCAAACCCCAGGCGCUCAAGAGCCGCAUCGCCCUCAACUCCGCCAAGCUGAUCCAGGAGCAGCGAGUUACCAAUCUGCACGUGAAGGAGAUCGCCCAGCACCUGGAGCAGCAGAACGACCUACUGCAGAUGAUCCGCCGCUCCCAGGAGGUCCAGGCCUGCGCCCAGGAGCGCCAGGCCCAGGCCAUGGAGGGCACCCAGGCAGCGCUGAGUGUCCUCAUCCAGGUCCUCCGGCCCAUGAUCAGAGAUUUCCGCCGCUACCUGCAGAGCAACACGCCCAACCCCACUCCCGCCUCUGACCCUGGGCAGGUGGCCCAGAACGGGCAGCCCGACAGCAUCAUCCAAUGAGGACGGGGGUGGCGCCAGCCUUCUGCUCUGUUUGGAUGACGUCACUGUGGUCUUGUACGUGGGUUCUGUGACUGGCCACGUGGACAGCUCUCUCUUUGAUAGACUGUUAGGGGUCCGCGGUUUCGGAGGAGUGAGGGAGACCGAGAAGAACUUGUUGGGCUCCUGGGGCCCGCACUCUCUUACCCUCACCACUUGAGCUGCCUGGCUGACAGCCUGAAGAUUGGUUAGGUGGGCGGUGGGCGCUGGUGAGGCUCCGCACCUUGUCACGAGCCAGGGCUUGGGACACGACCCAGACCCUGUCUAGGACAACUGUAAGGGAGGUUCUCACUGAGGGCCGUCUCCCAGCUGGGGUCUGUGCUGAAAUUCUCCCCCCUCCCCCCACCCCCCCCAACCCAACCCAGUGUCAUCGUUUCGAAUAAGAUGUCAGUGGUGCUGGCAGUGACACAAUACCUUCUUCCUCCCUAGGGAGGCAGAGUGACUAGGCCUGAAGAGGAAACUCCACCCUUUUCUCCUUUGCACUGUGCCUCAGUUCUCAGGGGAUUCUAGUCAAUCUGUGCUCUCCCCACCCCCCACCCCAGCCCGGGCCUGACAGGGGCCCCCUUGGUAUAUACCCUGAGCUGCCUCUGCAUUACACCCAGGAUGGGGCCCGCUGGGCUCAGGGAUGCUGGGUGCGGUGGGGACAGCUUGGCCACCGUCUUGUCCUCCACUGCAUCCCUGGGCAGCCCUUUAGUGGUUUGUCCUGACAGCUCUUGACUCAGGUCGGGCAUCAGGCUUUAGGUGCUGUAAAUCGAGAGAAAACAGACCGGCGUGGAAACGUGUUGUUCCCCCCCCCCCUCCCCCCACCCGCCCCUGCAGUGAAUCUGAGGUGACCGGUUGGCUUCUUCCAGAAGGCUUGCUUCAAGCCAGUUGUCUUUAUUCUGUACCACGGACCCCUUCUGGGAAAGGGGGGGGGGGGGGGGGGGGGGCAGCUCUGGCCACACCCUUCCUCCUUUCCUCUCUACUGACUCCACGAUUCCGAAACUCAUUGUGGGAAAAAGCCUCCUCAGCAUCACGCCCCGGACUCCCUGUCCCCAUUAUUCAGCGCCUCGUGUUCCUGCGGGACUCCCACUGCCUGGCUGGGCGAAUCUGAAGGCCUGAUUGGCCCCGAGUGUCUGAGGUGGGAGAGCCAGAGCUGACCUAAGACGCGGGACCUUUGACUUCUGUGCUCGGGGAAGAGCAGACCGACCUCGGAGUGCGGAAGGAGAAUCGCCAUCGAUCACCGAGACGCUCGCAUCUCCCCAGAUCAUUCCCCGGGAUUGCCAUUUUGCUGCCGGUGCCUUGGCCACGCGUGACCAACGGUUGCAACUCGAGGCUCCGGAUCUCAGCUAAACCAUGGAGGUGCUGCGCUUCUGGGCACGUACGUUUGGAAUUGCUUGCUCUGCGGUUGCAAUCACCGGAAGAUGCUCCCAGAGAUGGUCGGGAGGUGACCGCAGUACAGUACGGUCCGCCCCCCCCUGUGGAGCACGGGUGCAGCGUCGGCUACAGAGCAGUGGAGAGGAAUCAGGCUGGUGAGGGGGUGAGUGGCGGAAAGAAAGCUCCGCGGGCUGGAAAGCAGCAGCCCCUGGCAGCCCGGGCACGCUCCCUCCAUGGAGCCCGACAGCCCUGGCCGGGAAGCUGUGGAGACUUCCUGAGGACUUGCCGCUUGGUUUGGUUUUUCUCUGGGGUUGGCAACCUGAGCCAGUAUUGGAUCUGUUCCAAUUGGGUAUAAGGAGGAAUCCUGGAUCACUUAAACUGACUGCUUCUUUCCAGGUCAUAAUUUUAAAUUAAAAAAAUGUAUCACUUUUUUUUUUUUUUUUUUUUUUUACACAUAUCCGUGUCUUUAUUGGUUAUAGGUGAAAGAGAUAUGGGCUGGCAGAGAGCAGGGGCUGGCACAGUAUGGCCCAGAGGUCAUAUCUGGCCCACCACCUGUCUUUGUAAAUAAAGUUUUAUUGGACACAGCCACAA